AAAAAAUAAAAAAAAUGAAAACUCGUUUCAUGUACAGAGACAGCGAGGAGAAAAAGAUUUCAGAGAUUCGUCUUCAGCUAUUCAAUCGAUCUGUUGUUUUCUCUCUUCUUCAAAUUCUCUCAAUUCGAAUCUACUGUGAUUCAGUCUCGUCUCGUUAUCCGAUCUCGUGACUCAACUCUGUAAUUCUCAACUUGGUUUGAAUUCGGAGGAGGAUUUGUGGUCUUUGAAGUCAAGGCAGAAUGUGAAGGAGCAGUAUGAGCAUCUAUAACCUAGGUGAAGAACGGAAUUAAGUUUGGUUUCUGUGAGUUAUAUUGGAAAAGGAUUUGUUUGGGACGUUCCAUGGGCGAUGGAGGUGUUGCAUGCGUGCCUUCACAGCAUGUUAUGGAGAAGUUUUCAAUUUGCGGAGGCAAGACCAACGGCAACACCAAGCUCAAUUCUUCUUCAAAGUCUUCACUCAGAAUGAGUCCAAAAAUGAAGGGAAAAAAAGAAAGGGGAGGUGAAUUGGGUUUGAAGAAUAUUAGCCGUGAUAAAGAAGUUGAGAAUAAUUGCAAUGGUGAAGUUUGCAGUAAUAGUAAAGAUGAGGUGGAAGAAGGUGAAUUGGGAACUUUUCCCAUUGAGAAUGGCGAGUUUGUUCCCGAAAAAUCGGAAAGGAAACAUGAGAUUAAGGGUGAGUUUGAAAAGAGCGAGUUCGUUACUCCAAGGUGGCGAAAGGGAGGUGGUGAAUUGGAUAGGGACGGAUGGAGGUCAUCAAAGGAUGAAUUGGAGAAAGGCGAAUUUGUACCCGACAGAUGGCGCAGAAGCGAGUUCGAAUUUCGGGGUGAUGAUUAUGGCUACUCAAAGUCGCGAAGAUAUGAUUCUUCAAAGGAAAAAGGAUGGAAAUUUGCGCAUGAACGAACACCUCCUUAUUCAAAAGAAAAGGGAUGGAAGGUUGACCGUGAACACGAGUGGAUUUCACACUCCCGUAAAGAAAGGGGUUGGAAAGGCGACCAUGGAUGGUCGCCACCUUCUUCAAAAGAAAAGGGGUGGAAAGGUGAUUGUGAACGUGAGUGGACUCCGCCUUCAUCCGGUAAGUAUUCUGUUGGGAAAGAGUUUAAUAGAAGCGGUGAGACUCAAACGCAUGCAAAGAAGUCUACUUCUAGAUAUGAAGCUGACAGGAAUAUGAGGAUCGGUUCCAAAGUUGUGGAUGAGGAAGGUUUCUGCAAGAACGACCUCAAUAACGGCAAGAAUCAUGCAAGAGGCAAUCGUCCAAAGCGUUAUGGUAAUGAUUCAGAUUGCAUUGACCGGAAGUACCGCGGUGAGUGUGAUUUUUAUUAUAAUUCAAAAAUCCGAAAGCUUUCUGAUGACGGUAGCCGCUCUACACACUCGUCAGAGUACUAUUCUGGCCGUUUUGUUGAGAGACAGAGUAAAACUGCUACUUCUUCAUCACGGAACAUUCCCUCUGAAAGGUAUUCUUCUAGGCAUCUUGAGUCAUAUAGGGCAGUUUCUGACAGGCAUAAUAGCAGUCCACGUCAUCCUGAGCGGUCACCAAGAGAUCGUCCCUGCAAUCGGAAUAAUAAGAAACGGAGCCCAGCUCGACCUGAUAGGUCCCCCUAUGAUCGGAGGCAUCAGUACGAGAGAAGUCGGUCCCCCUAUGAUCGAAGCCAUUACUAUGACCAUAGAUAUCAAAGCCCUAGCUAUGUGGAGCAGUCCUCCCAUGAUCAAGGUCGAAGCUAUGAUGGCAAGUCUCGGACCUCAACUUUAUUGGAGCAGUCCCCGUUUGAUCAUGGUAGGUCCUGUGACCGCAGGGAAACAAAUUGGAGAAGUGGAUCGAGCGAGAAGCAGUUGAAUUAUUACGAAAGAAAAGAGCAAGAGCCAAAACAUAACCAGAAGGAUUCUGGUGGGAAGAAUUCACGAGUUUCAGCUAAAGAGUCACAAGAUAAAAGCAAUUUGGAUAUUGAGAAUGGCUCCAAUGAUAAAACUGGCAGCCAUGCUUCUCACCUGGAAGAGCUCUCUGAAAGUCCUACUUUAAAGGGUAAAGAAUCUCCUCUGGAAAAUGGAGCUACUGAGGAGCUGACGUCCAUGGAAGAAGAUAUGGAUAUCUGCAACACACCUCCUCAUGUCUCAGUGAUAGCAGAUGCGGCCACUGGAAAGUGGUACUACCUGGAUCAUUUUGGCCUGGAACGGGGGCCUUCUAAAUUGUCCGAUUUAAAAACAUUGGUCCAGGAAGGAUAUCUGGUAUCUGACCACCUAAUCAAGCAUUUUGAUAGUGACAGGUGGGUAACAGUUGAAAAAGCAGUUUCCCCAUUGGUUACUGCAGAUUUCCUUUCAAUUGUUUCAGACAAAGUUUCUCAGCUAGUGAACCCUCCUGAGGCUCCUGGUAAUUUGUUGGCAGAUAAGGGAAACUGGGCACUUUCUGGUAGCCUGGCUGGUGAGGCAUCAAUGGCCCUUUCUUCAGAUCCAAUAUCCUUCUCUGAUGACAAUUCAGCUGUAUCAGAGCAUUUGGAAGAUCUACAUAUUGAUGAAAGAAUUGGAAUGCUGUUACAGGGUGUUGAAUUACUUCCUGGCAAGGAACUUGAGACAGUUGCGGAAGUCCUGCAAAUGACUUUUAGAUCUGCGGAAUGGGAGAGAGCUGGAAAUAUCGAAGAUUUCACUUGGUGUCAACUUCACAUAGGUGAACAAAGUGAGGAAAAAAGUGGCAAUGGUUCGUAUGGUAUUACUGAAUUUUCACUGGAAGACACUGCGGAUUCAAGCUCCAUUAUGCUGACCCCAUCUAAGAAAGAUAAUGCUUUUGCUUAUAUUGACACUGGUGAAUGGUUUUCUGGCCAGUGGUCAUGCAAGGGCGGGGAUUGGAAGAGGAACGAGGAAAUUUCUCAGGAUAGAUCUUGGAAGAGGAAGCUUGUUCUUAACAAUGGCUAUCCUUUAUGCCAGAUGCCAAAAUCUGGCCAUGAAGACCCUCGAUGGCAGCAGAAAGAUGAUUUGUACCUUCCUUCCCAGAGCAAAAGACUUGACCUCCCACCAUGGGCCUUUACCUCACCAGAUGAACUGAAUGAAACCAUCAGUGCAAGCAGACAAAGUCAAACUAAAUCUGCCUCUGCUAGGGGACUGAAAGGAAUAAUGCUUCCAGUGAUCAGGAUCAAUGCAUGUGUGGUAAAAGACUAUGGGUCAUUUGUUUCUGAGCCUCGCAUGAAAGGUAGAGGAAAGGAAAAAUAUUCUUCAAGUUCCUCACGACCUUACUCAGUAAUUGGUGAAACAAAGAGCUUAUCAGAAGAUGGUCACUCAAAGAGUUGGAAUGAGCAAGACUUGCAGGGUUCUUGGAAGAGCAGCACAUCCUUUGGUGUACCAAACAACCGCCUCUGCAGAGCAGACGAGUUGCAGUUACAUAUGGGUGAUUGGUACUACCUAGAUGCUGCUGGGCAUGAAAAAGGACCUUUAUCGUUUUCGGAGCUGCAAGUACUGGCAGAUCAAGGUGUUAUCGAGAAGCAUAGCAGUGUAUUUAGAAAGCAUGACAAAAUUUGGGUCCCAAUUACCUCUACCGCCAAAGUCCCUGAGCCUGCUGGAAAGUUUGAAAAUGACAAUACUAUGGCAUCUACUGAUACUUCUGGAACUUCUCUGUCAGAGUCAAUGGCUAUAUCAGGUGGAAGCCACAUAGUUUCUGCCAAGUUCCAUGACUUACAUCCACAGUUCAUUGGUUAUUCUCGAGGAAAGCUUCAUGAAUUGGUGAUGAAGUCAUACAAGAGUCGGGAGUUUGCUGCAGCUAUAAAUGAAUUCCUAGAUCCAUGGAUCAAUGCUAGACAGUUGAAGAAAGAGAUGGACAACCAUACUUACCUAUCAGAUCAUUUUCGUCCCAGCAAAAGAGCCAGGGCUGAAGGAAGUGAAGUGGAGGAUGAGAUGGAAGAAGAUACAUCAACUUUUAUGAAGGACAAGUGCACAUUUGAUGAUUUAUGCAGCAAUGUGACUUUCUGCAUAGGAGAUGAAGCAGAUUCUGAGAUUGAGAGGGGAAGCUGGGAUCUGCUGGAUGGUCAUGUGCUGGCGAGAGUAUUUCAUUUCCUUAGUGCUGAUCUUAAGUCACUGUUUAAUGCCUCAUUGACUUGCAAGCACUGGCAAUCUGUGGUCAAGUUUUAUAAAAAUAUAUCUAAACAGGUUGACUUUCUUGCCAUUGCCCCAUAUUGCACUGACGCCAUGAUCUUGAAAAUAAUGAAUAAUUACAAUAAAGAAAAAAUAACAUCCUUGUUCCUACGUGGUUGUACUGGCAUUACUUCUAGAACGCUUGAAGAAGUUCUUUGGUCAUUCCCAUGUUUGUCAUCUAUAGAUAUUAGAGGUUGCUCUCAGUUAGAAGAUUUGGUUUGUAAAUUUCCAAAUAUUAAUUGGGUCAGGAGCCGGGCUCAUUCAAAAAUUAGGAGUCUAACUCACAUAACUGACAAAAGUUCAUCAGCUUCUAAAACUUAUUGUGGGCUGGACAGUAAAAUGGAAGAUUCCAGUGGAUUGAAAGAAUAUUUAGAAAGUUUGGAUAAAAGAGACUCUGCAAAUCAGUUUUUCCGUCGAAGUUUGUAUAAGCGUUCAAAGCUAUUUGAUGCUAGAAAGUCAUCCACUAUCCUCUCAAGGGAUGCUCAAUUGAGACGCUUGGCUAUGAAAAAGUUCGAAAAUGGGUACAAGAGGAUGGAGAAGUUUAUUGUUUUAAGUCUAAGGGACAUCAUGAAGGAGAACACAUUUGAGUUCUUUGAGCCUAAGGUUGCUGAGAUCGAGAAUAGAAUGAAAAAUGGUUAUUAUGCUAGUCGUGGCUUGAAUUAUAUCAAAGAAGAUAUCAGCCGGAUGUGCCGGGAUGCGAUUAAAGUGAAAAAUCGUGGUGAUUCCAGAGAUAUGAACCGAAUCAUUACGUUAUUUAUCCGUCUAGCUAUGAGCUUGGAAAAAGGUUUUAAGCUCUCUCAUGAAAGAGAUGUGAUAAUGAAGUCUUGGAAAGAUGACUCACCUCCAGGCUUUUCCUCUACCUCAUCAAAGUAUAAAAAGAAUUCAAGUAGGGUGUCUGACAGGAAGUACUUGCAUAGGAAUAAUAGUUCCCCAUUCAUUAAUGGCGUUUCUGAUUAUGGAGAUUAUGUAUCUGAUAGAGAAAUUAGAAGGCGUUUAUCCAAAUUAAACAAGAAAUCUAUGGACUCGGGGAGUGACACAUCUGAUGACCUCGACAAAUCUUCUGGUGAAAGUAUGACUUACAGCGAGAGUUCUGGAUCAGAUGUGGAAAGUGACUUGGAAUUACGGUCAGAAGGUGGAACUGGAGAGACAAGAGGGGAUACAUACUUUACUCCUGAUGAUGGGUUUGAUUCUUGGGCUGAUGAACGUGAAUGGGGUGCUCGCAUGACAAAGUCUGGCCUUGUUCCACCUGUUACCAGAAAGUAUGAAGUCAUUGAUCACUAUGUAAUUGUUGCGGAUGAGGAUGAAGUGAAAAGAAAGAUGCAGGUUUCUUUACCUGAUGAUUAUGCUGAGAAGCUGAAAGCACAAAGAAAUGGCACUGAGGAGUCGGACAUGGAAAUUCCUGAAGUUAAGGAAUACAAACCCAGAAAAUUCCUUGGAGAUGAGGUGAUAGAACAAGAAGUGUAUGGAAUAGAUCCGUACACUCAUAAUCUUCUUCUGGAUUCCAUGCCAGAAGAAUCAGACUGGUCUCUUACUGAUAAGCAUUUGUUUAUCGAAGAUGUUCUCCUUUGUACACUCAACAAGCAGGCCAGACACUUCACUGGCACUGGAAACACUCCUAUGAUUUAUCCUUUGAAACCUGUAUUUCAAGAGAUACUAGAAAAUGGGGAGGAAGAAAAUGACAGGAGAACUGUGAGACUAUGCCAGUUCAUCUUGAAGGCCAUUGAUGGUCGCUCGGAGGACAAUUAUGUUGCUUAUAGAAAGGGGCUCGGUGUUGUUUGCAACAAAGAAGGUGGCUUCAGUGAGGAUGAUUUUGUUGUUGAGUUUCUGGGAGAGGUUUAUCCUGCUUGGAAAUGGUUUGAAAAGCAAGAUGGCAUUCGUUCAUUGCAAAAAAACAAUGAAGAUCCAGCACUGGAGUUCUACAACAUAUAUCUUGAGAGGCCAAAGGGUGAUGCUGAUGGGUAUGAUUUAGUUGUUGUGGAUGCAAUGCACAAGGCAAACUAUGCAAGCCGAAUUUGCCAUUCAUGUAGACCUAAUUGUGAAGCAAAGGUAACUGCUGUUGAUGGGCAAUACCAGAUUGGGAUCUAUUCGGUUAGACCCAUUGCAUAUGGUGAAGAGAUCUCCUUUGACUACAAUUCUGUUACAGAGAGUAAGGAAGAGUACGAAGCUUCUGUUUGUUUAUGUGGCAGCCAAGUUUGCCGUGGGAGUUAUCUGAAUCUUACUGGGGAGGGGGCUUUCCAAAAGGUAAUAAAAGAGUAUCACGGGGUACUUGAUCGACAUCGUUUGAUGCUAGAGGCUUGUGAACUAGAUUUUGUGUCUGAAGAAGAUUACAUUGACCUGGGUAAAGCUGGACUUGGCAGUUGUUUACUUGGCGGGUUGCCUGAUUGGCUGAUUGCAUAUUCAGCUCGUCUGGUGAGGUUUAUCAAUUUUGAGAGGACAAAACUUCCUGAUGUAAUUUUGAGGCAUACCAUAGAAGAAAAGAAGAAAUACUUUGCAGAUGUAAGCCUGGAAAUUGAGAGAAGUGAUGCGGAGGUUCAGGCCGAGGGUGUCUACAACCAGAGGCUUCAAAAUUUGGCUCUUACACUAGACAAGGUGAGGUACGUCAUGAGAUGUGUUUUCGGUGACCCAAAGAAAGCCCCUCCUCCACUGGAGAGGCUUAGCCCUGAAGCAGCAGUUUCAUAUGUUUGGAAAGGAGAGUCAUCAGUUGUGGAGGAGCUCAUCCAAUGCAUGGCUCCUCAUAUGGAAGAUGGUAUGUUGAGAGACCUCAAGGCCAAGGUUCGUGCCCACGAUCCUUCUGGCUCUGGUGAUUUGGAGAUGGAGCUUCGGAAGUCUUUGUUAUGGUUGAGGGAUGUGGUCCGCAGUCUUCCUUGUACGUACAGAUGUCGGCAUGAUGCUGCGGCUGACUUAAUACAUAUAUAUGCUUACACAAAAUGUUUUUUCAGAAUAAGAGAAUAUAAGACUAUUACUUCCCCGCCUGUUUACAUCAGUCCACUUGACCUUGGCCCCAAGUAUGCUGACAAGUUGGGGCCCGGUAUUCAUGAGUAUUGUAAGACAUACAAUGAGACUUAUUGUUUAGGCCAGCUGAUAUUUUGGCACAAUCAAGCUAAUGCUGAACCAAAUGCUCUCCUAGCCCAAGCCAGCAGGGGUUCUUUAUCUUUACCGGAUGUAGGCUCCUUUUAUGCCAAACUUCAGAAGCCAUCACAUCGACGUGUUUAUGUCCCAAGGACACUGAAGUUUAUGCUUGCUAGAAUGGAGAAACAACCUCAGAGACCAUGGCCAAAAGAUUGGAUUUGGUCAUUCAAGAAUUCUCCUAGAGUUGUUGGCAGUCCUAUGUUAGACGCCGUUUUACAGGAGGCUCCAGUCGACAAGGAGAUGAUACACUGGUUAAAGCUCAGACCACCUAUUUUCCCGGCCAUGUGAGAUAAGUGAAAUUUUUGCAGGCAUAUUAGGGAAGUGGCAUCAAGAUUUGUUGUUUAUCCACCUCGGUACACUCUUCAGAUGGUUCAGUUUUAGUUGCAGCUGCGCCAUCGCAGAAUUGGUGAUUAUUUUGAAGUAUAAUUUACUUGUGCUACUUCCACUCUUAGUUCUUCUGUACAGAUAUAUUUUCUUCUUUUUCUUUUCAUUCUUUUCUUAAAAUCUGUAAUUCAUUGUUUGAGUAAUAGCGCAGCAUUCCAUUUUGUUUCCUGUGUUGGUCGAUUUAGGAAAAAAUGAAAGCUUUUAGUAAAUUCUGAUCAUUUGUACAAGUUUAUAUGUAAAAUAUUUAGUUGUAGUUAGGUAAAAACGUUUUCCUUUUGCAUUGUGUUAUAAUAUCCUUUAAAUUUCGCCCA
Olea europaea var. sylvestris is the source of this 7928-nucleotide messenger RNA. Its product is annotated as histone-lysine N-methyltransferase ATXR3-like. The transcript has 20 exons. Gene Ontology annotation, molecular function: protein binding. NCBI's taxonomy places the organism in Eukaryota, Viridiplantae, Streptophyta, Magnoliopsida, Lamiales, Oleaceae. The record is from RefSeq and is a predicted model, not a curated record. Bases 340 to 7521 code for a protein of 2393 amino acids.